AUGGUGAUCGACAUACUUCUCCAAAUUGGUAUCAUCCUCGUGAUGGCCUUCAUGUUCCUCGCUAUGCAUGACAUUCCCCAGAGAUUCUUCGCCAAGCUUCGGUUGCGCUUCCGAGCCGAUGUCGAAUCCAAACGCCGCUUCGUAAGAGGCGCUCAGCUUCUCGCUCGAGCGAGAUCUGCGCCGUCGCGCUCCUCGGCGACGUCGUUGGCCGAAGAAGUUGUAGUGGAAGCCGACAAGGCCAUCGCUCUCGAUCCCAAGGAUGCCGCUGCUCACAUCCUCAAGGCUCUGGCUCUCGACAUCCAAGGAUUCAAGACCUCUGCUCUCGAAUCGCUCGAUACGGCUCUGUCGCCGCUCGUCGCAAAGUCGCUCAGCAAUGAGGAGCGAGGAGACGCGUUGUUUAAGCGAGCUGAGUUGAAGAUGUCCACGAAUCGGCGAGCCCUAGUUGACUCGGCUUUAGCAGACUUGACCGAGUCAGUGGCGAUGAGCCGGAAUGCGAAUGCCUAUUGUUGGUUGGGGAAGUGCUACGAGAUCAAGAAACUGAAAGUAGAGGCCAAGAAAGCAUACGAAGAAGCGUUGAACAUCGAGCCACGAUUAUCCAACGCUCGGGAGGCAUUGGAACGCUUAUCAUCGCCGUAA
This is a messenger RNA of Momordica charantia (bitter melon), 636 nucleotides long. RefSeq lists its product as uncharacterized. NCBI's taxonomy places the organism in Eukaryota, Viridiplantae, Streptophyta, Magnoliopsida, Cucurbitales, Cucurbitaceae. Gene Ontology annotation, molecular function: protein binding. The record is from RefSeq and is a predicted model, not a curated record.